AGAGUGCAGUCUUGCAGUUAGUUUAUGUGAAAAAGUUGUUAGUACGGAUCGUUUCUUUUCAAACAUUUUACACUUAUUAAGUGAAGUAUAUAUUAAGUGGAUAUGCACUCAUAUCAUUGCGGCCAUUCAAGAUUACAAUGCAUUCAGUACUCGUAAUAGUGUUUUUAUUUGGGACCGUAUUUUCGACAAAUUCCUCAACAAACAUUGAAGUUUCUACGCCAGAAGGAACUAUAGUUGGCAAUUCCAAUACGUACAAUGACUCACCUCUUCACGAAUUCUUGGGAAUACCAUUUGCAGAACCGCCAAUCGGAGACUUGCGUUUUAGAAAGACUAGGCCCCUAACGCUAAGGCCAGAAACGCUCUUCGCACAGACUAUGCCUCCAGCAUGCCCACAAUACGUUCAGUACGACUACCCUUGGUAUGAUAACAAACCUUUCAUAAGCGAAGACUGCUUGUACUUAAAUAUUUGGGUCCCUGGAUAUAGAACCCAGGAGAAGAAAGCCGUUAUGUUCUGGAUACAUGGUGGAGGAUUUACAUACGGCUCUAACCGUUUGGACAUAUUCAACGGAAGAAUAUUAGCAACAGAAAACGACGUAAUUGUCGUGUCUCCUAACUUUCGCUUAGGUGCAUUAGGAUUUCUUUCGUCUGACUCGAAGUUAGCUCCUGGAAAUAUGGGAUUGUACGAUAUUUUAGAAGCUCUGAAAUGGGUGAAAAACAACAUUGAAUAUUUCGGUGGAAACAGCAAGAAAGUCACUAUUUUUGGAGAAAGCUCCGGAAUUAAUGCUGAAGAACUAGUGAGAGCUCUCAACUCCUUAAAUCCAACCAAUAUCCAGAACUUCAACUUCAUCACUGGCGAUGAAUUGGUUCCGUUAAAUCCGAAGUCUACUCUCCUUAGUGGGAAUGUAAAUAACGUGAGUGUCUUCCUGGGUUUCGAUCAAGAUGAAGGGUCUUUGAAUCUUAUUUUCUCAGACACCAAUUAUUUUGGCGGUUUUGGAGAGAAAAAUCCUUUUUUCAACAAGACAGUUGGCUCAGGUUUUAUUCUGGACGGACUCAAGAAGUUUGUUUGCUUUACAGAUGUCGUGCGACAUUAUUUGGGGCAUGUAAAUGAAUAUGACUACCAGGAAGUACGUGAGCAAACCUACCAUGCAUUAGGUGAUUUCUUUAAAACUUGUCCAGUGAUCUACUUCGGAGAUAGCUUCGCUAAAGCUGGAAGAGACGUCUAUUUCUACUAUUUCAAUCACAGACCUGCAGUUUCCCAAUUUGCGUAUUGGAUGGGUGUAUAUCAUUUCAGUCAAGUGCAGUUUACGUUUGGGCGACCUUUGGCUGAUAAGGAAGGUUAUACAGGAGAGGAAAUAGACCUAAGUAGAUAUAUGAUGACUCUGUGGACAAAUUUUGCAAAGUAUGGGAAGCCCACUAACUACAUCGAGAAAUCAACUCCCCUAAGGCGUAAUUAUAUAUAUAUAGGAACAAAUGAAUGGAAAUCAAGUUAUUUGCAAAACCACGAAGAAAACUGCGAGUUUUAUAAAACGUAUUUUGAUCAGCAGGAGCAAUAAGUCUCAGUAAAUUGUUUAAAGUUUCAAAAUUUGAUGGGACGUUUCGUCUAAACCACAUUCUGUAUGUGAUUGGUCAAGUGCACUCGGUCACCAAAACGAAAUUAGACAGAACAUGAGUUUAAAGUUUUAUUCUGUGCUGAUUUUUAUUUUUAAAUCGUCAUCUAUUACCUUAUUAGAGCAAGAUAUGUUUAUUAAAAUUUUAGAACUUUAUGCUUCUC
Uloborus diversus is the source of this 1771-nucleotide messenger RNA. RefSeq names its product acetylcholinesterase-like. Gene Ontology annotation, molecular function: acetylcholinesterase activity. NCBI's taxonomy places the organism in Eukaryota, Metazoa, Arthropoda, Arachnida, Araneae, Uloboridae. The transcript has 5 exons. Gene Ontology annotation, cellular component: plasma membrane. Bases 138 to 1553 code for a protein of 471 amino acids. Gene Ontology annotation, biological process: acetylcholine catabolic process; choline metabolic process. The record is from RefSeq and is a predicted model, not a curated record.